AACAUUAGAAAGACUUUUUGACACACAAAAGUUUGCAAAGCUGCUGAAUUCUCAUCUAUUCUCUUGAACAAAAGAGGACAAGACUACAUUGGACUGAAAAAAAGAAACAAACCGCAGUGCAGACACGUAUGUUUACAUGAGAAAGAAGUGUCAGGACUGUGGGUAAGAGGCAGCAGAGAGGAGGGGAAGUCUGACCAAAGUGUUCAGCCUCUUCCUGCCUUACGAUCGGCUCAGGAAGUGGAGGCAGAAAUAAGAGAUAGAGAGAGGGAAGGGCUGACACAAAGAAAUAUAUUUUCCCUUUGCCUUUUAGUUUUCCCUUAUUCAGUCCUGCACAGAUCAACAGGAGGAAGAAAAAAAAGGAGUGGGGAGCAGAGAGGAGGCGGGGCUUUUGAUAGAGCUGAGACAGAGUGACAGAGAGUAGUCGAACCGUCAAUCUGUGGAAAUAUGAUGGAGGACAGCGUUGUUUCUACAGACUCAAGGUGAGUUUAUGAAAAGUUUGUGGUAAUGGGAACUUACAGAACUUUACUCCAUGAGGGGCAGGGGGUUGUUUGAAACUGUCAUGGAGGGGAGGGGGAGGGAGGACGGGGGUCGAAAGUCAGGCAGCCAGAGCAGGAAAACCAGAUGUGAUGACUCAGUGACAAAUAAAUAGGUCAAUAGCUUUUCUGAGGUUUUUGAGAUUCCUGGUGCCGCUUUUAGUUUUUUCAUUAAAUCCUAUUUUUAAGACACGAAUAACACAAAGAGGGUGACUAACUUGGUGUUGAGAAGAGUUCUAGGUUGAAAGUUGCUGCAGAAAAGGGCAGAUCAGGACAUUUGAGGGAGGCAGCUUUGAUUUUUAGAGUACAAUGCCAAGAGUUUGAACACUUUUACCUCAAACUUUGGCCAGAGUAUGAACGAUAAUAGUGAAGAAAAGUGUGAUUUAAGUUCACUUUUAUGAGACAGACUUGUUGAACAUUGUGUCAAACUGUGCGAGGGCCACAGUAAAUCUAUGUGCAGUGUUUGUAAGAGUCCAGAUCUCAGAUUAAAAAACUAAUUAUAUGCUAUAACGGCACAUCAUUUGUUCAUUAGUGUGUGUCAGGAUUGUGCUGUUUGUUUUACACUUGAAUGAGAGUGUAGUUAUCUUUAAGGUCAAGUAAGGUUGACUAAAUAAGAGGUCAGAUCAGGUAUUAAAACUACUUACAAACAAAACUCACCGAAACAGUGCAUAUAGGUCCAAAUGUCAAUAAAGUAACAUUCCUGUAGUAUUAACCCUUGCAUGGGCCCAAAGAUGUCAAAGUAAAAGGACUCAUUUUACAGCAACUUACAGUAACUUACUGUUAAUAUAUUUGACAUUAUUACCCACUUUUUGCAGUCUGUUUUAUGUUGCAACAUUUUGGGAAAUAUACUUUACGUUAACUGUUGUUAUGAGUUUUUUACUUGCAAAAUUGUCUGAAAUGAAAACUAACAGGUUACAAAUGCAAAAAGGACCAUGCAAACUACUUUUUACAGUUAAUUCAUACUUAAUUAGAUUCUUGAUUUUGACUGGUUCAAACUCCACAAACAGGGGUGAUCAAUUCUGAAUCAAUCAGAAUCAGAAUAUUUUAUUUAUCCUCGGGCUUGGAAGUUCAGUGAAAACUCUGCUCCAGGUGAGGCUCAAACACAAAACCUUGGCAUUGCUUUGCUUAUUACUGUCAUAUAAGUACUGCGCAUAACCGAUUGUGCCACUGGAGCUUUGUAAAAGUAACAGUGACGCCAGAGAUGACCUGAUCAUCACCAAGUCAUAUCAAAUCAAUCUGCAACAAGAAGUAGAGCACAUUCCAUCCCCCCACCCCAUUAGCACUAAAGCAAAAAGGUUGAUUUCCUUUGAGCACAGAAAAAGCCUUGUUUUAGUGUUUUUAAAAGACCAUUCACACCAUUUGACACUCCACUGAAAAGAAAGCAGGAUGAUAUAUUUUGUUCGAAAUUACUGCCUUGGCAUGUACAGGACUACAUCAGCAAAGAGAUAAGAUGGACACCAAAAUCAACACAAAAGUCCUCACAGGAGCUUUUAAUCAACCGACUUUAAUAUCACCUCCAAACCAGAGCCGGCCCAAGGCAUAAGAGAACUAAGCACCUGCUUAAGGCCCCACAGCCAAUACGGGGGCCCUCAAGAGCAAUUAAAAAAACCUAUCCUUUAGGAGCAGAGAAAAGAAAGAGCAAGAAAGAAGAAAAAGAGAAAAAAAAAAACGCCAAAAUAAAGGUAUGUUUGCAUGUCAUGGAAUGUUAAUCAAAGAGAUUUGUGAAGGUGUGUGAAUGAUCAACAAUCAAUAUUAUUGGCAGAAGUAGAGGGCCCCAAAAUCCAAUUUUGCUUAGGGCCCCAUUGAGGCUUGGGCCGGCUCUGCUCCAAUCUAUUUAGAUAAUACCAGUUUUAGAUUGGUGGAUAAUGGCUGAACAGCUGCCCAGCAGGAGAGAAGGAAAGACGCGGAAUAUAUCGCAGAAAAAAAGCAAAGGAUGUUAAAACUAGGAAUAAGCUCAUUGAGUUGAUUAACCAAUUACUUCAUCACCCCUCCUAGCCACUACAUCACCAGAACAUCCAUUCCAUUGAACAAAACAUAAACAGUUGUAGUGAUAAAGUUCUUCUUAUUUCUUAUUUCUUGGCAGACCUGAAAUGCAAGUCAUAUGUUUGGACUUAGCUGUGGCACAGCCUCCCGUUACUGGCUAUAAUGCCAUACUUCUCUACUAUCAAGAUGUAAAUAAACGUAAAAAAAUAGCAUCUGCAUGGUUUGGCAGUAUUUCAAACGAUAUAAAAAAUGAGAUUAAGUUGUUUGUAGGUUGGUUAACUCAUCAAAAUGGACAUUAUGUAACUAGAUCAGGCAGGUGGGCAAUAACCUGCAGGAAGGACAAGGACUGGUGGUGCUAGCUCUGCCAGCAUUAGCCAUGCUCAGCCAGCAGAUUUGACAUGGUUUACGUGCAGACUCUCUUAAUCCCUGUUUAGUCCUUUAAAAUGAUUUCACUCAAGUGUGACUUUUUUCUGAGUGUUUUCUUACCUUUAGACUAGAUGGUUUGUGGUAAAUUUUCAUCCAAAUGACUGGGAAAUUAUUCACUGUGGAACAUACCUCUUGACGCACACAAGUUUGGUGAACACAGCGUCAACCAAAUUUUAACAAACAGACACAAAGUAACCACAAACUACAAGACCAACAGGGUUUUUGCUGUGUUACAGGACAAGCUGAGUGAAAAGAAAAUUCCAACUUAGUUUCUAAACAGUUUCUGUGAAAAGGAACUUUAAAAGAUGCUGAAUGUUUUGACUGCUGUGAAAUUUACCCUCAAUGGACCUGUAGGUUGACUGAUAAGAAUGCUGUUUUCAUAGAAGCAAGACAAAGUGUUCCCAAGUAUUAAACAAAGUGAAGUGAUUAUUAGAAAAUCUGGGUCAAACCUUUUAUCUAUUAGGUGGUAAAUGUAAACUAUGACUAUCUUAAAUGCAUGUGGGACUUGAAGCUGUGAAAAGAGGAGCAUAUUUUAGCUGUUAUGUGAAGAGUUUGCGAGGUUAGUCAAACAGUCUCAACUUUCAAAUGCUCACAAAAUAAACCAGAGCCGAUGUAAGGUUAACAAAAACAGUGAUCUCUACACUAAUAUCCAGUUUAGGCUUCACUCCAUUCCCUGCUCUGUGAGAUGGCUUGCAAUAUGGCCUGCAAUAUGGCCUGCAAAACUAUUUCAGGAUGAUUGCUCCUAUGAGUGUUUAACUGUUUGUACAGAUUAUAUGAGCUAUAUUUUCAGUUGUUGUUUAUGGGUGAGGAUAGAGUUAAUCAGCUUUUUCAUUUAGGCUGUUUAGACAAUUCCACAAAAAUGCAUCAUAUAUCACAAUCAUUAAAAUCUCAAAGGAAUAAAGUGCUGAGUAAUUAGGCCACCAAACAAACAAAUAAAAGACACACAAUUUAUCUUGAAUUUGAGUGGAAAAGAAGUUUGAAGAUGCUUAAAAACUUUCAGAGAAGAGUAAAAAGAACUUACAUUACACUUAAAGCGUCUGAAAUCAUUAUUUUUUCAAGUGAAACACAAUAUUUUCCAGGAUGUCUGUGAGCAGUGUUUUACUGACAUUUGCAGUUUCCACUGCUUCCCCAGAUUUAGCUGACCUGACUGUUACUCUCCUCUUUCCUCUGAGUUAGCGUCACAUGUGAAACACAAACAGGACUCACUCUGUGGUCAUACGAUUUCCUCACAUUCGCAGGAUAUUUCUUGUGAAAAACAUGUCUCAACUGGGAGAUAAAGCAGAAACUUAAAUGGUCAAAUAUGUUACAUCCCUCUGAUGCAACACAACACAACAAUUUGUAACUGUCUCGAUGUUAGCAAGACUAUGUUUUAAAAAGAUAAACAAGCAGAGUGAACAGCAGAGGAAGUACGUGUAUAUAAUCUAAAACUGGACAGUUUAGGUCACUGUGUUUUUCUCAUUUAAAGCCCAUUUAAGGCUGCAGCUGCAAACAUAAUGUUUCGACAUGCACAACAAUGGACCUAUGGUUAAUAUCGUCAUGACACACUUCAUGCAGUGCAGGCUGACUGCAACAGGAGCUGAUGUCACCCCAUUUCUGAGGUAUAAUGCCAAACCACUAAACCAGACAGGGGUUUUCUCUACCACCAGAGGGAAAAGAACAACUGGUCAGUUGUUAAUUUUAGCAUGUUUUGAAUUUAGCAUGCUUUUAGCUGUCAAAAAAUACAUUUUAAGCAUCAUUUUCUCAUCAAAGCCAUUUUUUGGCUGAUAUUCUUGCUGCCUGAUAACACAACCACCUUAUUGUAAUCAUAUAGAUGACUGAUAGUAACCCUGUUAGCUUUUCUUUGAUCUUUUUUCUUUGUUACUACUUGAAGUGUUCUCAGUUGUCUUUAAAUUGUGAUUAUGAAGUUUUUAGUCAAGAUCACAUUACCUGUGUUGUUUUCAAGGGCUUUGCUUCUGCAGAGCUCCAGUAGCUAGCUAGCAAUUAGCAAAUAGCUUUUGAGUCGUGGGCAGAAACAGCACUGCUCUGAAGUGUCUUCAUGCUAGUUUGGUGUAAUAUAAGUAGCAGGUAACAUAGGAGCUAUUCAGCUCUCGGAUGUGUUAAGGGGCAUGAUGGAAGCUAAUAUCAUAAUUACCUUACUAAGGAGCAUUGCAAUCUACUAACGCACACGCACUCGUUCGGCCAUCGUGCUCUCUGGACGAUCUGGCCUGCAUAGCGGGGCUCCGGGGGCGGAGCUUGGAUUUGUGACAUAGAAAAUCCCACUGUGUCUGAACCUUCCAUUUGGGUCUGCCAGAGAUUCACAGCGAUUUGAAUUAAGAAAUACUCAGAAAUGCAUUCUAAGUUUUCUCAUGAUAUGUCCUGUUGCAUCAGAAAAAUGCCAUAUGAACAUGUGGACAACAAGAAAAACAUGAUUUUCAUCAGACUGGGACUUUAAGCAGCUAAAUUUAACACCAGAAAAAAGGAAUUGUAUCACUGACAGCCAGCAAUGCGAAACACAAGUCAGUCUGUUUUUCUAUUGUAAAUCACAUUGAUCUGGACAUUUCCAUUCACAGUACAGUCAAAACAUAUGCAUGUUCGAUACAAAUGUUUGCCAGAGCUUGCCAAACCUUUCCUCUAUCUUAUAGCUCCAUUUAGCAACACCAACUGCAUGAUUCAUUUUGCCAUUUUGUUUAUUUACACUUGUGACUUUUGCAUCUACGGAGAGCUCUGUGCUCUCCCUGCUCAGUGUCCCUGACCUUACAGAAAACAUUACAGAAGGCAGGCAGAAAAACCAAACAUGCUCCAGGUCAAAAUGCCUAACAUGUGCCAAAUCAGGCUAUAAUCACCAUAAAAGCUGUAACCUGACCUCACCAAAAUGUCUCCUUCCUAACUUUCUUGGUCUGUUGUGGGUUUUUUUUUGUUUGUUUGUUUGUUUUGUUGCAGCUAACCAGUCCUUCAACACCCCAAAGCCCAUUCCACAUUUGGUUUUGUGUUUGCAUCUUGUCUGCUUAGCCUUAAUUUGGUUGAUGUCUCAUACAUUCAGCUCCUUGUCCCUUUAAACCCCCUCAAUCAGCACACUUACAUUCACAAGUUGAGUUUCUUUGUCGGUGACUGUCAGCCCUUAAUUCUGAAUCUUCAGUUUUGUUUUCUCCAAACAAAAGCGUAAUAAUACCAAAAAUAUCCUCAAUGUUUCAAGUCCCCAUCUCACCAGAGCUGUUUUGGCUCUGGUCUGACAAAGGGGGCCUACACAAUAUUAGAGAGGCGUUCACAAUGUUGUGACUGAAUGCUGCUUACAGAAUAAUAUCCACAAAAGAAGAAGAGCAGAAGUAGAGCUAUUCAAUCCAAGUAUGUCUGUUCUAAAAUUCAGUCUAUGAACUCCUAACAACAACAAGACCAACAACUGGUAGAUGACCCACUUACAGUAAUGCAAAACAAACCACCAAAGUGGUGGCUCCUGAACUUCUCCAUCAUUAGAGGUUCAUCAAAAUCAUGUGUCACAGUAUGCAUGCAGAGCAGAUGUUAAACACAGAUUUCAGUCUGUGUUUCUAUGGUUACGGAGAGUAUAGGAAUAGUUCUGCUCUUGUUUCAAAAAGCAGAGAACAAUCCUCAGUAUGUUAUUUUCUCUGACCUUUACUUUCUUUUUCUCCACAGCCCACUGACAGGGGCACUCGACACUCCAUCCAUCACCUCCAUCACUCCCAUCCCUCCACCAUCCCUGCCCUCCUCCCAACCUCCUGCACGGCCAUGUCGACCCAAACCGCCUCCACCCCCAACGCCCAAAUCUUCCCAGCUCCCCUCUGGUCCUCCUAUACCUCCAUCCACUGCUCCAUCCCUUCCUCCUGCCACUAAAGCUCCCCUGCCUGCCACCCCAAAUCUACCAUCUCCCCCUCCUUUAUGUAACCAUCCUCCUCCAUCUCUUCCUCAGCCUCUCUCCCCUACUCCAGCGCCUCCAUCACCCCUGCUGCCCCCCCAGCCAACUCUCUCCUCUGAUUUAACUCCUCUUUUUACUCCCCCUCCUCCACUUUCUCCAACAAUCUCUUCCACCAUAUCACCUUCUCCUCCACCUCCACCCAUCAUCCCACCAUCCUCCCAAACUCCCGACUAUCUGGGUCCCGUAGAUCGGCUGGUAGGGAGCACCUCGGUGUGGCAAGUGGAGAACACCAGCAAAGAGAAAAUCAUGAGUAUACUGGAGAAACAGACGACAGGGGUAACACACACACUCAUGCACAUACACUUAGAUAAAAGCAGCUGUAUAAGCAGUCUACUGGGUCAAUUCACUCUUAUUUUGAAGCGUAAUUGUGCAAAAAACUACUGAAAACUGGGCCAUAAGGAAGUUUAACAAGGUUCAUAUUAUGUGGCAGCAGUGAAUCCGAAAGAGAUCCCAGCUUUUUCCAAAAAUUUAAAGAGUGCAUGUUGUAAGAAACUUUGGGUAGGGGAUCUUUAGACCUUUUCAUUUCUGGCUACAGCCAUUUUUGAGUGAUAAAGAUGACCUUUGGACUACCUUAUGCAUUAGAUAUUAGGGCUUUUGUUUUCCCUUAAAGGGACAACGCAGCAUUUGUAAAUAGGUUGUAUGAGUUCUGUGUCACACUACCACAAUAGAUAAAUGUUUGUUGGCUCGACUCCUUUAAUGAGAAACUACUGGCAGAGAACUGGCACACAAGCUAGGCUACAGUUUCCAGCAGACAAGGCCAAGUCUGCCAUGUAAUUUAGCUGAUGAAGGAUUCUGACAACGUUGAUGACAGGCCGUUUACUGUGGACAUGCGGACACCUUAAUGAGCCAGAGUUUACAGAGGAAGAACGAGACCUAAGAGACUGAAGGAGAGAGAGGAGAAAAUUUUGCUCUCAUUAGAAAAGGGAAAGAUUACAUGUGGCAAAAGGGAAUGAUGAUGUUGAUGAGAUAUCAAGACAAACAUUUGAAAUUACAGACUGUCCAUGAGUCUGAAAGCUCCAGUCCAACAUAAGUUUCAAGUCAUGAGUCCAAGUCUGAAACUCAAGUCUCCAUCUUUGACAAGCCAUGACCAUUGCCAUGUCACCUUGACAGCAGUGUUUGUCAUUCUCACUCACUUGUGAAACCAUCCUCUGUAUUGCUUCUCUGAUAAAGAAUGGCCUGGCUGUGAACCAUCAUGUUCAGAUUGUCUGUCAGUCUGUCUGAUCCUCUGUCUGUCUCCAGAGAUUCAUCUCUAUCAAGUGAAGAAAUGCUUCUCAUUCUUUUACAACCAUCCAGAGCUGAAUGAAUCACAAAACCUGAAGAGUCAAAAGGACGUGUGUCUUUGAAGUCUCACUGUUUUUCUUUGUUGCAUAGUAAAACAACCUGUGGUCCACAUUAGAGAGUACUUGGACACACAUUUAAUCUGGUUGAGAUAAUAGAGAUAAAAGAGUUAGAGAUAGUGUUGACUCAUGUCACACUCACCGAUCAGGGUGUUGUUCUACGUUUUAAGCAUGUUUCCACUUGUAACGGGAUGUAAGGGGACCUGUAGAAUAAAUUAUGUCUGAUGGUGACAUUAAUAAAUUAAGAUUAAUACACAUUUGUCUCUUCAAAAAACAAUUAUGGUUCAGCUUGAAUAGAGAAAGUGCGUGUUGUUUUGUUGAUGCUCAGCCUGUGGUUUAUGCAAAUUAAAUGACAGAUAUACACAAAGGUAUGUUGACAGUUGUUGCAGCAAAAAUAAUGGUCCUCUGUGUCAUCAGUUGGAAACUAUCUUUCUGAGACAUAUUUUUACAUGUGAUUAUUUUGCAUGUAGUUGAAUCUGACCUUGAGACCUAUCUGCUCACAUUGACACCUGCAGGCCUUCCUGGUUCACAGCACAGAGAGUGAGGGCAUGACACUGUGGGUACGGCUGCCUGAUGGAGAGGGGAUGCCGCUUGUGUGCAACCUGAGGGUCAAACAACACAAAGCAUGUAUGUGUUACACAUUACUGCAUGAAAAAUAUGAAAAGUUCAAGAACUGCAAAAUGUGCAUAUGAGAGCAGAUUGUUUCUGUUUCAGUUCUCCACUUAGACCGCUCCAGUCUGGUGUUUGAUGACAUCACUAAACUGAUAUCCUUCUACUGUGCCAGCAGGUAACAAAUACAUAAAUACAAUUUCAUAACUGGGCACAAAUACAGCAUACAUUUACAAGUACUGCAUGUCAUGCUGCUCAAAACAUAAUCUAUUUACAGGAACAUACAUAUUAGAACCAGUUAAUUUUUCAGUCUAUGGCUUUGCAAUCUUCCAGACAUGUACCAGGAAACAUAGAGAUCUACAUGCAGUCCACACACACAUAUCACACCAUGGAAAUGACUCAUACAUAGAAAACACACACACCUAAUCACACACCAGACACAAAAAGACAAAGUGUGUGAGGCCUCUUAUUGAAACUCUCUGUUUAGACUUACUGCUUCUUUUUAUAAUUUAAUCCACUGUUCAGGGACAUUCUGACCAUUCCACUGAGAUUACCACAGGCUAUUACCACGGCAACCAACAAAGAGGAGCUGGAGGUCAUCUCUGCUAUGGGAGCAGGUAUAUAAAUCUACGUGGAUAGUGCAUUAAAGCUUAGUCAUUGCUGCAGCAGCAGACAAGGAGGAUACCGAAAUGGAAACUAGAAGGUGAAAGGAAGUGCAGUCAUGAUGUACUUUUACAGAAAAAUGAAGCAGGAAUGACACAAUUUAAAGUAAAUGUGUGCAAAUGACAGCUUACUGUAUAAUAAAACAUCCAGCAUACAAGACACAAACAGAAGGAAAGCACAGCAAACACAGUAAAUACAAAAGCAAUUAACAAUAAGACUUAAAGGUCUUAUUGCAUUGUCAUGCAUUUUUUCAGACUCUCUAUUUUUACGUUGUUUCCUCUUUAAUAGCUUCACGUGAUUUUCUGAUCAAAAAAAUCCUCAAAUUCAGGUGAAUGGUUCUUAUAAAACCACAGUGAAGAAUAAAAGUAAUACAAAAUAAAACCAAAUCGUAAUACGAAUUUAAAACUUUAAAUGCAGAGAACCCAUUUUAAAAAUAUAGUAUCAAUAAAAAUGUGAUAGUUAACAAAGUCACCUCAACGGGGAAAAGAUAUCAUUAACUAUUGUGGUAGUCAAGUUGAAUUAAGAGGGAGUAAAAUAUAAGUUUCACCAAGCAACAAGUGUAAGACAGUGGAUACGAAACAUAUUUGUGCAUGGAUGAAAACUAAAGUGAAGGUAAUAAUACACAUGGUGUGAGUUGAGCAGUGGAUGGUUAACUUAUGUUGCACCUGAACAAUGAUGUUAAAAAUGAACACUGCAUGUGAAAGUGAAUGCAAAAUUACCCCAAACUGAAAAAGGUCUAACGCUGCACUUUAUACAAAGGCCAUGCCCCUUUUUUACUGCUGCUCUAGUGAAGGAGAUUGUGUUGCCUAUGAAAGGUGCUAUAUAAAUAAAGCUGAGUUGAGUUGAGCAGAUAGGAUGUGUCAAAUAUGCAUUACAUAACACUUGGUGGUCUGUGAGGCCAUAAAAAGGGUGUACAACACAAGUGAUGUUCACGUCUUAAUAACGUAUAUAAUGCAAUAAUGUACUCUAACUUUGUACAAACUCUGAAAUGAAUUAUUUGAUAAUAGGCAAUACAUAGCUAACACAUUCAUCUAGCACACUUGGCACUCAAAGGCAACUGAGUGAGCUUCACACAAACACAGAAACAGCUAGAAACCGAUAGAGCGUGCUCAGACAAAUUUAGAAUUUUUGAAUUUUUAAAUGUAUUUAUAAUCCAGAGCACAUGCACUCAUAACAAUUGAGAAUAAAAUGAUUUUAAAGGUCCCAUAUUAUGCAAAAUUCACCUUUGAAUGGUUUUCUAACAAUAAUAUGCAUCCCUAGCCUGUUUACAACCCCCCCCCCAAAAAAAAAAAGAGCAAAUUACAUCCUCUCCCUCUUUUGCUUAUUGCUUGCAUAAAAAGAUGUUAAGAUACAUAACAGUUACAUAAGGCCAAAUCAAACAGUCCUGUAAUUAUAAAGUGCAGGUUGUAGAAGUGUGUUCAAAGGCACAAGAGCAGGGAAUGUUUUUAACCUGAGUUUAAAGAUAUUUAUGUUUGAAGCAAAUCUAACUUUUAAAGGCAGUCUGUUCCAGUUACAAGCGUAUUGACUAAAUGCUGCUUCAAAUCACUUAUUUGUAAACUAAACUGGGAGUAAUAUGCUCCAUUUUUUCAGUCUUGGUCAGAAGUCAAGCAGCCAAAUACUGAAUGAGCUGCAGCUGUUUUACAGUCUAUUCUAGCUGGUCUCACCAGCGGACCAUAAUUAUAAUCAACCCUAUUUGAAAUAAAAGCAUGAACAAGCUUUUCUAGGUCUUUCUGGGACACACACUCCUUCAUUCUGGUCAUGUUUUUUAUUAAGUAAAAUGCUGUUUUGGUUAAAAAAAAGGUUAGAUUAGGGUUAGACUUCACAAUGAUUUUAGGUAUUUUACUGUUGAAGAUGAAGCAAAAUGGUUGUGACUCACAAAGCUCAAGGCUGGGGCAAAGAAAACAGGCAGUCUGGUACCAUCAACAACUGACUAAAUCAAACAAAUAAUCAUAUAAUUUGUUUAGCCUAUUGCUCUGUAGUCACACAGUGACCACCAACCACAGCAACUAAAAUAAAACAAUGCAGGCCAGGCCUCAUAGAGUUACCCCUAUAGAGUCAUAAAUACAGUCAUUAAUGUUAUUUUUGACGGCAUGAUCAUCACACUAUGCUGCUGGAUAGAAAACUUUUUCCCACACAUUGGGAAAGGAGAGAUAGUAAUAUUUUCCUGAGCACCACAAAUCCCCAAAAAACUUAUUUUUAUAACUCAUCUUUCUUGAAUGUCUUCAAAAACCUGGAAAAGCUGUGUCAAUAAACUUCUAUCCAAAGUUCAUGUGAGGAGGAGCAAGGGCCAUGAGAAAUCUGAACUUUUUUAACCUUUACAGCAGGAAUCAGGCCCCAUCUUUUGGCAUAAUACUAGAGGCUCAACUGUUCCGAUUAAAACUAUCACAGAAUAAAAUCUGUAAUUCAACAGAAGAAAAAUUAAUUAAAAAAUUGGAUUACCUCAGGUAAUCCAGUCUUGGUUUGAUUAGGGUUAAACAUAUAGGGCACUAUUUUCAUGCCUCGCCGGAGACGUGCCGCAGGCGCUGCGUAAGUCAGGUCCGCCGCGCCGACAAAGCGUUCCCAAGCACAAUUUGGUAUUUUGGUGAGCGGCGCAGCCCAGCGUAAGUAUCCCCCCUCCCUAACUCAGCUCCUCCCAGGGGCGUAAGUCGUUGCGAGGGAGGAGAGAGGGCGUGGAGUGAGUUUAACACAGCCGAGACCUGUUUUCACCAAUCACAUAAGCUCCUCUCCUUGCCUUUAAAUCCGCCACCGGCGAGGCAUAUCACUAUUUUCGUGAAGUAGUCAAAGAGAUCAAGAGAUGUCUGAAAACAGUAAUGCCACAAGAUGGCGACAGAAGGCAGCUCCUCAACAAGUGUCACUGUAAGCGCUGCAUUGGGCGUCCUCCACACUCUCUCAUAUGAGCACUGAUGGAUUUGGUGUGUGUAAUGUUGGACCCACUGGUAAGAAAAACACCCUUUUCCACAGAUAAAGACACUCACAUAAAGUUGCAUGUAUUCAAACCUCACGUGACAAAGGUGGGUUGUGCGCACAGAUCACAACAUAAACUCCAAAAAUGGCAUUAAAAUCAGAACCAUCUGUGCGUAAAUGACGCAUCGCGCUCCGUGGCCUGGCUCUUUCUUUCAUAGAUGUUGGCAUAUAAAAUAAAUUUGGCUCACAAAACUGAAUAUUAUAAUAUUCGUAUGUAGGCUUUAAGUAAAUAACUCAUCCGAGCGCUGAAACAAAUCAUCCUUUCAGCCGUUGCCGCAGCAGGACGGGGAGAGGACACAGAGACGUGUCCAGGUCGAGCUGUGCGAGAAAUAAGAGGAAGAGGGAGAAAGGAGGGAGACAAAUUACAUAUCUUGUUAACUCCAUUAUGUGUGUUUAUUUACUAGAUACUUAAUUUAAUUUAAUGCGGCUUCAGCUGUGUUGAUUCGGUCAGGUUGUGUGUCCAAACGCGUGCCAAACGUGCUCAUCAGAUCAGAUAUAGAUCAGAAUAUAUCAAUAUAGAUCUAAAUGUAUGUGCUGACUCAGCUUAUUAGUUGUUGAUGAUUAUUUAUUGCACUGAAAUCUGCCUGACACUGUGGAAACCUGCCGGUGAGGCAUCAGUGACGUAUGCCGAUACGCCGCCGGUCUACCAAAAUACUACUAGACCAGCUGCGUUUCGCCUGCGCUGAAAGCGGACCAGGUUUGAAUCGGUGAGCUUUCAGCGCACUUUACACGCCACUGGCGAGCACGAAAAUGUCACUGCGCCCACUGAUUCUGUCGACAACUCCCCCUGCCAUGCCACCACGCCCAGCUUGGCGGAUCUCGGUUCACCUCCGUGCGCCUCAGUCCACGAAAAUACCAAACUGGCUAUACGCUGGGCUCUGCCAGACGAAAAUACAACUGCACGGGGUCCACCACCCUCCGUCGCUUCAUCAGCGGACACGAAAAUAGAGCCCAUAGUUUGAAUUGUUUGAAACUUCUGAGUCAGAUUGAGAUCAUUCUGAUCCAUAUACUCAGGAUCAUCUUAAUCCCAUCACAGAUCUAGAAUGCUUAUCAUUCAUAGGGGUUGUUAUAAAGCCUUAUCAAUGCAUUUGUAGGAUUUUACAAUUGUUGCUUACAAAGAGGUGGGUCUAUAUAGUGUUUAUAGAUUUUUCUUCCUCCCAAAAUUUCACUUAAUAGCUGUUAAUAUCAGACAUGAAUUGGUCAAUGUACAGCAGCAAUAGGGAUGCUUAAAUCUGUGUGGGUUCUGGCACCUCCUGUGGACAAAGUAAUGAUCAUCCUUUAAUUUUUUCUUCCUUUUUCACACAUGCACGCCUUCUUGUAAAUUUACCCUGAAAUUUCCCAAAGUUGUGCAUUCACACAACUCUUGACGUCUUUGCAUUUGGAGUCAUUUUUGUGUAAAUCUGGUAAUUCAUUAUACUGGUAGGUGAGAAUACUGUUAUGCCAACAUGCAGAAAGUACCAAAUAUUUAUAAUUCAAAUACAAUAAGUGAACUCUAAAAAUACUUACAAUUUCAUGAGGAUUACUGCAUAAAAAUACAGCAGAAAAAGAAAUGACGCUCUAGGUUUGGUUAAGCAAGUUUGCUAGUGCAUGCUGAAGGUGUGGUGAAUGGCAAUAACUACAGGAUUUCGGGUUUAAAGCUUGGGUUGACCAUGAAAGAGAAAGUUCACUGAUUUCUACAGCCCAGUUGCAGCCCUGUAAUGGAAUCAUUGGACAUGUAACAAACAUGAGAAGUUCAAUCCAAACACUAGAGAUUAAAUGUUUGAUAAAUCUGUCAAAGCUCACAAAGACACCCGAAAGACUCUGACUUCACUUGUUGCAGAUUUCUGGACCGCUGAUCAGAACCAGCAGGAGAAGAAUCAGGACCCGGUUUUGGAUCAGAACCACAGCAGAUUCUUCUUGUAUGUAAAUCCAGUGACUGUCGAGGAGACCCCCGACAAAGACCUGAACCCCAAACCUGACUCUAGCUCCAAACCUGAAAUGAUAACCAAUCAGAACAUCCCCGUCUCCCUGCAGAACGGAGAAGCCCCUCAGACAGCCAUCAUAGAGGUCAAAGGUCAGACUACAACUGCAUCAAGUACAGAGAUUAAAUACAAACGCCCUCCACCCAGACCCCCCAGCCUGAGCUCAGGGUCUGGGAUGGGCCUCCUCUUCUCUCCUCACCCCUUGCCUCACACCUCAUCUUGUGUAAACACAGCAGCAGAGAGAAAAGAGGAAGGAAGGGGAGGAGUGGGAGAGAAAGAAGAGAGGAAGUCAACGUUAACAUCACCUCCUCCCCCGUCACGGCCUCCGGUCCCCCUGCAAAGUAGGGCCGCUCCUCCUCUUCCUCCUGCUCCACUUCGUCGUACCUCCUCCAGGAAAAGCACUGACCGAGAUGUAAGUGAGGGGAGGGAGAGAGAGAAGGGACAAAAUCCUGCAAACAAGACAGAGAGAGAGGAGGGAGGAGAGAGAGGGGAGGCAAAAACGGGAAGUAAAUCAGGUCUGCUGAGUGAGGGUGUUGAACAUGAGAACAGUGGCCAACAAAAUGAGGAGGAAGAGGUAAAAAAGGUGGGUGAAAAAAGAGAGGAUGAGAGGCAGGAGAACAAAGAGGAAGGCAAACACAAACCCGGCCCCCAGUGCCCACCGUUAAUCAAGAAACCGUCCCGUCCAGUCCCUCCACCCAGGAGGAAACCAUCCGCAGUGGACACACCUGUGAACCCCAACCAGGCAGGAGGAGGAUUAACCAAUCAGAGUGCUGGGAUGAGGGUCCCUCCUCCCUCCCCUGCUCGGCGGCCAGAUGUGUCCCUGUACUCACCACAGGGGGGUGCUGUGCUAGGGACAGACCCUGACUCCUGCUCCAACAGCAGCACUGAGGAGGAAGGAGAGCAGACCCAGGAGCAGGAGAGUAACCACAGGUAAGUCUGGACAGGCUGAAUACAGGCUGGAUGUUUGUAACGUAUCACCAGAUAUUGGGAAACCUGCAGACCGAUGCAGUUUAGUGCAGUCAGCUAACAACAAAAAUAAACAUAAACUCGCAAACUUAAAUAUAAAUCAUAAAUCAUCAGACUACUUAACUACAGUUUCUAAAAAUAUCACCCGUGUGAUUGAAAAGCUCCCUUUUGUUGCAGAAGUUCAUCACCAGUAAAUUAGCAAUGUCAUAAAAUAUUCUAUGGAUUUUAUGGUAGGCCAAAGUCACUGUGUCAUAUCCUUCUAUCUUAAGAUCUAAGACUGUCAUCACAACAAUAAUGCAUUGGAUAAGACAGCUUUACCCCCAGAGGGUUUAAAUAAUAAACCCAAAUAUGAGACAAUCUCAUUUCUUUUAGGUGUAUUUUAAGGAUAAAAGUCACUCUUAUAUUCAUGUUGAUACUAUAACUAAACAGCGAGGGGUGUCCCGAUACAACAUCGAUAUUGUAGACCGUAGUAUUAGCCAAUACCGAUAUUGAUCCAAUAUUGGCCCAAACUUGUGCACGACAAGUUUUGCACUCAGCUGCAAUGUCUUUUUCUGACUUAAACAAAAGUACUGCCACACAGCCAAUAUCACUCCUACUCCUUGCUACUUUGUUAGUACCUUAGUAAACACAGUUGUUGUGAUUUCAUGGGUUCUGCAUGCUGCUAGAUAGAGGUGCUGGAGCGGAGUCUGGAAUGGACUGCUUGUAUCAUAGUGCUGAUAUCAGAGAUUUUAGAUGCAGGCUGAUAUAAUCCGAUAUUUGUUUUUUUGCUGAUAUCAGACCAGUAUCCAAUAUCAAUAUCAGUAUCAGAUCGUGACAUCCCUAUGAACAGUAUGAAAUAUUCGAAUCCCCUUGGCUUAUUCUUUGAUGACUUAAAAAAAUGUUUCAUCAAAUUACCAGUAACCAUUAAAAGCAGUAACAAAAGAAAACACAAAAAAGCAAACAGCCAAUCAGGAGCCCUUCUUUUCUUUUACUGAAACUGGCAACAGGGCUGUAGGGAUAUAAAAAAGUAGCUAAGUGUGCGAUUUCAGUCUGUAACAGCAUGCAGAAUUAGACAGCUCUUAAACCCAAAGCUUGAGAUUCACUUAGACUUUGGCAGACCUGCGCACACUCACAAACCCACAGUGCUGUUGCAUCCUGUGUGUUCUGUGGGCUCACAGUUACUCCCCCUCACCUACGUAAUACCUCUUUUAUGGCCUACAAUGCUACAAAGCAGAGAGACAACUUGGUCAGAGCAUGACAAAUCUGUAACAUUCACACUGAAGGCAGUAAGUCACAAGGGUGUAAAUAUGGCAUCUUAAACUGGCACUACAAAAAGGGUUGUGGUCAAGGAUUUUCAUGUGAGGUCUGAGGUUUCACAGACAAUUUUGAACCUGUCCCUGUUUGCAAAAGAAACCCUGAUGAAUGCACAAUCCCUGUAUACCAACAGAACAGAAUUAAUUCCGCUUUUCUGGACAAGUAUUUAGUUGAAUGACUUGCAAGCAGACAAAAUGCUGCAAUAAUAACUGCUCUCCUGAUACUGUGGAUAUUUUGUAAGCUAUAUCAGCCAAACAACUGAUGUCUUCAGCUUAUGUUACAGGUAAACACAUUGGGCUAUAUUUUCGUGCCUUGCCGGAGACGUGCCGCAGGUCUGCCUCGCCGACAAGGCGUUCCCAAGCACAUUUUGGUAUUUUGGUGAGCAGUGCAGCCCGGCGUAAGUAUCCCCCCUAACUAACUCAGCUCCUCCCAGCGGCGUAAGUCGUAACGAGGGAGGAGAGAGGGCGUGGAGUGGGUUUAACACAGCCGAGGCCUGUUUUCACCAAUAACAUCAGCUCCUCUCCUCACCUUUAAAUCCGCCACCGGCAAGGCGUUUUACUAUUUUCGUGAAGUAGUCAAAGAGAUCAAGAGAUGUCUGAAGACAGCAAUGCCACAAGAUGGCGGUGUCACUGUAAGCGCUGCAUUGGGUGUCCUCCACACUCUCUCAUAUGAGCACAGAUGGAUUUGGUGUGUGUAAUGUUGGACCCACUGGUAAGACAAACACCCUUUUCCACAAAUAAAGACACUCACAUAAAGUUGCACAUAUUCAAACCUCAUGUGACAAAGGUGGGUUGAGCGCACAGAUCACAACAUAAACUCCAAUAAUGGCAUUAAAAUCGGAACCAUCUGCGCGUAAAGGAUGCAUCGCGCUCCGUGGCCUGGCUCUUUCUUUCAUAGAUGUUGGCAUAUAAAAUAAAUUUGGCCCACAAAACUGAAUAUUAUAAUAUUCGUAUGUAAGCUUAAAGUAAAAAACUCAUCUGAGCACAUAAACAAAUCAUCCUAUCAGCCGCCACAGCAGCAGCUGCAGCAGGACGGGGAGAGGACACGGAGACAUGUCCAGGUCGAGCUGUGCGAGAAAUAAGAGGAAGAAAGAAAAGGAGGGAGACGAAUCACAUAUCUUGUUAACUUCAUCAUGUGUGUUUAUUUACUAGAUAUUUAAUUUAAUUUAAUGCAGUUUCAGCUGUGUUGAUUCGGUCAGGGUGUGUGUCCAAACGCGUGCCAAACAUGCUCAUCAGAUCAGAUAUAGAUCAGAAUAUAUCUAUAUAGAUCUAAAUGUAUGUGCUGACUCAGAUUAUUAGUUGUUGAUGAUUAUUUAUUGCACUAAAAUGUGCCUGACACUGUGGAAACCUGCCGGUGAGGCAUCGGUGACGUAUGCCGAUACGCCGCGGGUCUACCAAAAUACCACUAGACCAGCUGCACUCCACUGAACAGCACACACACACACACACACACACACACACACACACACACACACACACACCUGUAAGUCUCAUGAGUACACAGCACUACAGUCAAUUCCUGUAAGCCAUGUCAUGGUUAGGAUGUACCAUCAGCGCAUUAGGAAGAAGAAGAGUUUAAAUAUAGACAUCUGUGGUUGACUACAUCUCACAAGAGCUGAGGGUGUUAAAAUAAGGUAGAAGAAAACAACUUUCUAAAAAGGCUCACAUCACUUGUAGUAGGUCUAAUGUUAACUGUAAAAACUGCAGCCUGAAGAUAAAACAAGCAAGAUACUGUUUUUAGGAGAGGGAUUUUACAUCAAUGUAUGUAAAAUGUAUUUCUCUAGAGAAAAACCAUAUGCUGUAAGCUCAUUGUUUAUUUCUGUUUUCUGUUGUGCAGUGUUAUUGAUACGGAGGCAUGGUGCUGUGGAAUUAUGAGUGUUAGGAAAAUGAAAACAUGUGAGUCCCAUCGUGAGUGGGCAUUUACGCUUCAUUGUUCGGGGGUCAUGUGUCAGCACUGUAAAAAGCACUGUUAGUUGUACGUAGAAAGUGUAUGUGUGUAGUAGGUGUAUCCCUUGGUUCCUUGUAAUUUUAAGCUCUUUCCAGCUUUGUUUGUCCCCAAAAUGGAUUUGCAGAUAUCUGUUAAUAAAAUCAUAAUUUUUUAACUGCAGUUUACUUAAGGUAAGGUUAAGCUGAGGAAAACAUUGGCAGGGUUUUUAUUUAUUAGCUAUGCUUUUAAAUACAUGGUUUUCAGCCACCUCUGAGACCAUCAAAACUAUUUUUUUAAGCAGAAAAAUAUCUGGUCUGAUAUUGUCAGGACAAAUGCAAUAUGUUGCUUGCUGAGGUUAAGUUAAAGUAAGGUAAAUAUUUGCAGGGAUUUUAUUUAUUAAUCAUAAGUUAAUGGUUUUUCGCUUCGCCUGAGACCAUGAAACGUUUUGAUUGUGAAGCGGGAAACCAUCUGGUCUGAUCUUGUCAGAAGAAUAGCAGAGAACAGCAGCAAGAUGCUGCCGCUUCCUCUUCCGCACCCUGAGGGGAGCCUCCUUGUCUCGUCCGUGCUGAGUUAAAAUUUAAGCUGCGGAAAAUGCAGGCGAGGGUUUUAUUGAUUGUUUAUGGUUUAAAGUACACAGUUUUCACCACCUGAGACCAUGAAAAGUUUUGGUUGUGAAGCGAAACAAAACUGGUCCGAUAUUGUUGGAAAAAAUGCGAGGCAAAGCAGCAAUAUGCAGCCACUGUCUGAGUUAGCUGAGGUAAACACUUGCAGGAUUUUUAUUUAAUUUCGAUGGUUUAAAAACAUGGUUUUCAUCAUGCCUGAGACCAUGACACAUUUUGGUGACAAGGCAGUUUUAAAAACUAAAUAUCAGACUGAGAUAUAUAUUAAAUCCAAAGAUAGCUUAAAAAUGUGUGCCUCUUAGGUUGAAAAAUGGGAAAUUAAUGCUUGUAAAGUUUUCAAUUCUGUUUCCAUCCAAUUCAGUUACAUAAUGGACAACAACAAGUUACUAACUUAGACUGUAUAUACUAUGGACAAAUUGGUUCCGCCUACCGCCUGUUUACGGAUUUGAAGCCAAAUACCUCUCGUUAUUUCCGGGAUUUUUCUUUAUUUCCUGAAACCAGCGUUGCGCAGUAGCGAUGCGCGCAUUCGGGCGCGCAGUCGCAGAGAGUCGCUGUGAUGACGCUCGGCUCAAACAGCGUAUCCCCCGGGUGAGCUACGCAAUCCCUAAACGCCAAUAGGCUGUAUCAAGUGUCAAUCAUAGCAAACAUGAACCCCCUAAUAACUUUUAAAAACGGAGCUUCACAGAAAAAAGAGGACUUGAGCACAAACCAGUCUUACUGUAACUGCAUGUCAGCAUCACAAGUAGGGGGGAGAAAAAUGUAUGUUCUGUGUAAUAAAUUUCUAAAGUUUGUCCACAGCCCCAUAAGCUUUGCUGGCGGAGGCGGGAUUUAUGACCUUUACUGCAGCUCAUCAACAGAGGGUGCUGUACUCGGAGUGGCUUCACCCAGCAAGGAGGCAGACGCUGUCAAUUCUAUAUACAGUCUAUGUUUUUUGUUGUUGGUUGUUUGUUUUUUCAGUCGUCCUCUGGCUGGGGUUGUGGCUUGGCUUUAAUGUUUACAUUUGGUUGAAACAGGUUGAAAUUAGGUCUGAUUGUCCAAGAGUCAAUUUUAAAUUCAAAUGGCUGCAUGAUGACAUUUCUGUUUCUUUUGGAUUUUAAGCUGCAUACAUGUCAGAUAUGUUAGUUAUGUGGGUAAAUAUGUGGUGAAUGUUGUGACAAAAGCAGACUUCCUUUUGGUACAAACAAAGACAUUGAAUCAACUUUCACUUUUAUAUUAAGUCAAAACAUUUCCAAAAAUGUAUAAAAACAUUAUAUCCCUUCAUUAUGGUAUUACAUACAUACACAUACAUUGCCAAACAUGCAUGCACCUUUGUCCUCGAGCUCAACUGAAAUUGUAUCGCAUCUUGCAACAGCAAAAGAGGAACUCCAAAUAUGCAAGAGCAUGAACAGCAGCGUGCAAAAUUUCAGACAGCACAAGCUUGCUGGGACUAUAAAUAACAAAAACUAAACUUUGCACAAUGCGUUUAAAAGUUUUAAGCUCUGCAUACAGACCUUUAUAUGACACUGUUGAGCUGCAGAAGACUAUACUUCAAAUGGAUUUCACACUGCUUAUGACAAGUCUUGUCGAGUGUUGUUUGACAGAUAGUUUCUGUAUUUGAAUGAUGCAUAGCUAAAUCAGUACUGGGGUUGUGGGUAUAAUCAAAUCUACAUACAUUAGAGAUGAAAAGAAGCAUAUUAAAAGGUUAAUUGGUGUUAUUUCCAGCCGCCCUGCUGAUAGCCGCAGCCCCAAAAUGCCCAUCAAGAGAACUCCGACUACCGUGAUCCUGGACCGAGCAAGGUAUCGCCUCUCAACUGUCCUCACAGGCCUCAUCAGCCACGACCGCCGCCUCAAACAGCGAAUCGUGGAGCUUGCCAGAGACCCUCUGAGCUACUUUGGAAACCUGGUGAGCAGUCGUCUCUUUCAAUUUCUUGGUUCAAAUCUGGCUUGUAUUUUUAGAUUUCUCUGCAUCAGUCAAGGUGGAAUCAAACUAAGCAUCUAUAUUUUGUAUUUUAAGGUCAAAGAGCACCGUGCCUUCACCCUGGAGACCAUGUCCAACCACUCAUCCUCUACUGAGCUGCUGCAAGAGAUCAGGCAGAUGGUGACUCAGCUGAAGAGUUACCUGCUGCAGAGCACAGAGCUGCAGUCCAUGCUGGAGCCACAGCAUCAGUAUGCACAGGACAAACUGGGUAACUUUUUUUUAAACAUGCUUCAUUCAACUUUUCAAUUAAAUUCUAACACAUUACAAAAUUUAUGCUGGGCUUCCACCAAAUGAUUUUCACAGUCCCAGACUAAAAACUGAAAGUCUUAAGUUAACCUUGGAGUUUUACUUGAGUCACAGUGGAUUUUCACUGGCCUCCAAUCAUCUCGAGCUUAAAGUUUAAGGUGGUAAUCUGUGCUGUUUUAUCUCAGUCUUUUCCUAGUCUAGGGUUUAUAGUCUAGGCGAUAACAUCAAACGUGUUUGAUAUUAUCACAAGUCGCAGUGACAUAACACAACCAAUAGAUGAGCUCUAGCAAAAGCGGAAAAGGAAACCUGACAGUCAAAACAGGAAGAACAAGAAUGUAUGAAGAAUUACUGGUAAUAAAAAAAAGGAGUGGAUAGUGAAGCUGUGGGCAGAUCAACCUCCCCUAUUCAGGUGCAAGCUGAUAGUUUUCCAGGAGUCUUUUCCAAAUCUUCUUUAAGUCCACUGAUGGAUAGCUGGCCUUAGUAAAACUAAUUUGUCAUUUUUCAUUUAUGAUAUUUUGCCUUUGGAAAAUGUUUUGUCUUUGAUUGCUUUGUCUAAUCUGACAGAGUAACCCUGACCAUUUUAAAAUCUGCUCUUAAGAUAUAAUUACAUGUUAUGUGAUCGUUUAUAUUUGGGUUUCUGCAGAGAGCAUAGUAGAAGCUGCAUUGUGCAAGAGCGUCUUGAAACCACUGAGGGAGCCGAUUUAUCAGAGUUUGGAGAAACUUCACACCAAUGACAGCAGCCUGAAACAGCUUGCACAGAACCAGGUAAUAACCUGACAUUAUGAGUUGCAGUUAUCCAGAUGACAGAUAUCCACUGUAAUUUGUUAAUGUUGUGUUGUUUUGUGUCAGUCUGUUGUCCUCAACAGCACCACCACAGCUUUAGGGAUAACCACAGCCGUCCCCGAGGCCUCCUCAAUGGAGAAGAUCAGCGUCAAACUGAACAACCUCCAUCUGGAAUAUUCGCCACAGAAGAAGACUGAGAUGCUGCUGAAGGCCUGCAAGAUCAUCUAUGACUCCAUGUCUGUCAGCAGCCCAGGUUAGAAACACCAAUGGCUCUUUGACCUCUGACCUCCUGGUGCUUUUCUUACAUGUAGAUGCAAAACUAAAACAUGAGUAUGCAUGUCAGUAUCUAUAUAUUGGCCUCUAAUUUUGCAUUUAUACUUUUACCAAGAUUGCCUUUAUUACUGCAUUGUAUUCCCAGCUGUCUUGUAGUUUUUUGUGUUUUUCUUUAAAAGCCUCCCAUACAGAGGUGUUGCAAAUUAGCAUUUUGCCAUAAACACCAAGUGCAGUGCAUCUGGGAGUUAUGCACGAGCACGACAUGACAGUGAGCAAUCAAGGAGCCAUCUCUGCAGGCUUUGACAUUUUCUUUUCAUGUACAUGUAGGAUGUGCAUGUGACCAAUUAAGUCUGUAAACCCUGAAAACAAAAAACAUCUGCUGUCUGUUGACUCAUUGUCAUGCAGCAUGUUGUGAUCAGUCUGUACAACAGUGAACCCAAACUGAGCAAGUCACACAAGAAGAUUUAACCACUCCACCUUGAAUUUAAAUUUACUUCCCUUCAAAGAUUACACUGUGCAAAUAUUUAUGUGUUUAUAUGUGUGUGUGUUGGGAGUUGACACUCACACACAUACACACACACACACACACAAAGGGUAGAAAGCAUCCAAACUAUCUUCUUUGCCUUUCUAGCUCUCACUACCUCUGUCUUGGAGACCCACUUUCAACAACACGACAGCCGCAGAUACCACGGAGCACUUAAUUUAUUAACUGUUGUUAGGCUGUUUACAGGUUAUAUGACUUAAUACACUGGUUCUGUGUUUCUGUGUCUAAGAGUCUGUUUCUUUACCAAAGUUUAAAGCGGCUCCAUAAAUCCAAAUUUCGUGUUGGCACAUCUUGAAUUGACGUUAAAACUGCUGAAGAAAAUUCUUUGACUGGCAUAAAGUGUGUCUGUGUGUACUUGUUUGUGUGUGUGUGUGUGUGUGUGUGUGUGUGUGUGUGUGUGUGUGUGUGUGUGUGACAGGGCGGGCCCAUGGAGCUGAUGAUUUCCUGCCAGUAAUGAUGUACGUCCUGGCCAGAUCCAAUCUGUCCGCCCUGCAGCUGGACGUGGAGUACAUGAUGGAACUGAUGGACCCAUCUUUAGCACUGGGAGAGGGUACACACACAUGCACUUUUUAACACAGCACUUACACUUUGUUCUGUUGCUCUUAUCAAACAUGUCCACUCUUCUGUGUGUGGGGGGGUUUUUGCAGGCUCUUACUACCUGACCACCACGUAUGGCGCUUUGGAGCACAUAAAGACGUUUGACCAGCAGAGGUCAGCAACGCGGCAACUCAGCAGAGAGGUUCAGGACUCCAUCCACCGCUGGGAGAGACGACGCACGCUCAACCAGGAGCGUAUGGCCCAGGGAUCUGUGCGGGUACCUUCUAUUUGUACAAAUAGGAACAAAGAUGAUUAUUAUUAAAGAGUACAUUUAUCAGGUUUACACAAUGAAGUGCUUUUAAUCUGAAAAGCAAGAACCAUUGGGAACAGAAGUCACAAACUGACGCACAAACAGGGGUGUGUGAUUGAGCUUUCUUUGUCUUACUGUUUGCUGUGUUUGUGUGUGUUGUGUAGGACUUUCUGACAGUGUGUUGUCCUGAGGCUGGGACAAACUCAAAGACUCUUGGUGUCCUCCCGACCACAACCAUCCAGGAGCUUGCUGAGCAGUGUGCUGCACGCUUUGAACAAGGUAAAGGACUCAUCCAGUCAUUCAUUAUUUAUCCUUUCAUUCAUGAGAAGAGGCUUUUGCACGAUUACUGACUCAGAUACAUUUUGAUGCUGAGUGAAGCAGCGAAUUUUAAAAUCAAUUCAAACAGUCUACUUAGCAGAAAAGAUAUCAAGUCCAAAAUAAUGGUUGGUUUCAGUCCAGUUUAAAAUCUGUCAAACUUGAAUGGUAAAAUCAAACUUAAAAAUGUAGGCAUGUUAAAUAAACAUGUCAUGAUAAAAGAUAUAUAUAAUAAAUUGAUUAGAUUAAAUCUAUUUAAAACUAACAAUGUGCAGAAUUCAACCUUAAUGGUGAAAUAAGGAAUCUCUGCUCUGCUUUAAUAGCUAUUUAAAUUUUGAGACACAGCUUUUUUCUUGUACACUCGUAAUUUUAUUUUAAAGAUAUAGAGACAACUGAACAUGCUUUCAUUUUAUCACAGCUAGUUUAUUGUUGCAGCUUUUUACUUGUCUUGAUUAAAUGUCCCAUGAUAGACUUCACAAGAAAUCUGAGAAAAUUAUGGCUUUCUGAGCAUCUUUACGUUGGCCGCCAGUGCAUUUCAAGAUUGAAUUUUAGAUUGUAAGAUUCACAACAGCUUCUUCCCGUUAUAUUGUCACUUUUUAAUACCCUGUUAAUACAAACCUGUUAAUCAUGGCAUUGUACUACUUUUUAUGGCCUCAAACACCUUAAUAUUACUUUAGAAAUUAAACAAACACUUGAAUGUGACUCAGCAUGAUAAGGAGUAACCAUAAUGACAGUAACUAUAAUUGACAGGUGUUUUCAUUUUCAAGUUUGACCCAUGUCCCAUCUAUUGACAUGGAGUAGACUGGCUUUACCGCAUCUACCGCAGCCAGUCAGUAGGGGGAGCUCUAUUGACUGGCUGCAGUGUUUUGGCCUCACUUUUAGGGAGCUGUCAGUUUCUCAGUUUUAUACUUAGUCCAGAAGGUUAGUUAUUAUUCCUUGAUUAACAUAAUGCUUUUUUGCUCCCUUUCCUCAGACUCCUAUGUGCUCAGUGUCUACAUGGAUGGCAUCCACCGUCCUCUGGCUCCCACAGAGUCGGCCAUUAGUGUAAAGAACAGCUGUCAGCCUGGAUCUUACUGCUUCGUCUAUCACCCCGCCAACCAGCCAAUCAAACAGACAAUUAAACCGCCUGCCCGCAGCUGCCCCACUGACCCGCCCCCGGCUCCUCCCACACAGAUUGUGUCCCCAGCUGAUAUGGUGGAUGUCAAUAAUGUAGAGACGGAGGAGGAGAGUCUGAUCAGCUUAUAACUGUUUCAGCAUCACAAUGGCAGCUGCAGCAUCGAUGUGGUUGAACUACAUCAGGGAGCGUCAACAGGACGGAUUCAAGAGAAGAGGAACAAAAGUUCAGAUUAAUCAAACAGGGGCUGAAAUAUGACUGAUUUUGAAAAAAACAGCACUCUUUUGGAUGAGUUUGUACUUAUUAAUCGGUUGGACAUGAAAAUAUUUUUAAAAACUAGGGCGCAGGUUUAAAACAAAAAAAAAAGUUUCUCACUAGUCUGAUGCAACAAUGAAUUGUAAAAUAAGAAGGUGAAAAAGGUUUUGUUUUGCAAGGUCGGGUCUGGAACCUCAGAGACUGCAGACAGAUUUAGAAUGAAUAAAAGCAUGCAAAAAUAGUUAACAUGCACAUGUAUACUGUACUGUAUCACCAUGUUUAUAAUGUUUAUAGUUUAUGAAACAUGAUGUUACUCUGAUCCAAACAGAAGUUUAUUACUAAUGUCCUUUAACACAGACUUCAAAAUCAGUUUAUCAUCAGGAUAAAUCUUUAUUUCUAUAUAAACAUCCACAGACUUACAUCAGUAUUAAGUUGUGCAAUAAAAGUUGCUUAAAAUUUGGUCGACGGCAGAAACAUCAACUGGAGCAAUUCUUAUUUAAGUGUAUCCAGCAUGCAACAUUUGUAUUUUUGAUAUUUGUAGAACUACUGUAAAUAAACGUUCACAUUUUGCCACUA
Messenger RNA from Xyrichtys novacula (pearly razorfish), 26098 nucleotides. The record is from the annotation of a GenBank genome assembly. NCBI's taxonomy places the organism in Eukaryota, Metazoa, Chordata, Actinopteri, Labriformes, Labridae.